UAUCGAAUUGUUAUAUUUUUCUAAAAGGAGUAUUUUAGAACAACAUUAAGAUGGGUUUCGUACUUAAAAUGUUGGGUUUUCUGUUUCCGUUAGUAAUGUUAUGGUAUUGCACAGACAAUGUUGAGGGCAUGAAUGUUGCGUUAAGGUAUUUCCUCACGAUUGAUAUCUCCAAAAAUGGACGUACAGACUUUAGACAGAGCGUGAAAAAUAUCAAACGAGCUCUGUGUGAUCCAAAAACGAAGGGUGCAAAGUGUUUUCUAAACUUUAAGGUCGUCGGUGAGCCAAAAGUUAUAGUUGUGAUGAAUGUUGAGAACAGUGCAGAAUUGGAACGUCGUCUGUCAAUUUUAUCAAGCAAAAAUUCAUUCGGUUAUGAAUCAGAACCGGUUGUUGAUUAUGCAAACUUUGCGAUAAAAACGCUCGGUGUUAGUAACGAAACGGCCAUUCUAAAAGGAAAUACGCUAAAACAAUCAGCGGAAAUAAUCUACUGUGAAUUUAAUAUAAACUUUGGCGAUAAAGCAGCAGCCGAACUUUUGGGAAUCUGGAAGGCAGAAGCAGAAGCUGUAUUUAGUUCCAGAAAAGCUGGAAAUGCUUUAGAAAUAUUUAAGACACUAGGCGAACGAACGGUUCAUUUACUGACAGAGAGGCCAGCUUCAGUAUUUGACGAAAUUCUAUUCCUUGUUCCCUUUGCACAAGAAAUACCAAACACUUUAGGAACAACGUGCAAAGUCGCCCGCAAGUUUUGAACAACGUGUAAAGUCGCCCGCAAGUUUUGAUUCCAAAGAACGUUUCAAUUUCGUCUGUUAUGUAAUAUAAUUCAGAUAAAUUAUAUAUACAAGAAAUGUAAGAAAAUAAAAUAAAGAAGAACUUUUAAAUUU
Ruditapes philippinarum (Manila clam) is the source of this 875-nucleotide messenger RNA. RefSeq lists its product as uncharacterized. The coding region runs from base 51 to 743 and encodes 230 amino acids. The transcript has 7 exons. The record is from RefSeq and is a predicted model, not a curated record. NCBI's taxonomy places the organism in Eukaryota, Metazoa, Mollusca, Bivalvia, Venerida, Veneridae.